UCUCCAAAGCUUCAUCUCAAUGCUAGCUGUGGCAGAUGGCAACGGAUCCCAUGGCAGCAGCUGUAGAAUGAGUAAUAAUAUCAAUUUUAAUAAAAACCCGGACUCUUCUGUCUCUAUAUCGAAGAUGGACCUGAUCAUCCCGUUCUCACCAGACGUACCCUGUGACAACAAUGGUCAGCGCAUGUGGUGGGCUUUCCUCGCCUCAUCCAUGGUGACGUUCUUCGGGGGUCUCUUCAUCAUCCUCCUGUGGAGGACCCUUAAGUACCUGUGGACAGUCUGCUGCCAUUGCAAAAUCAAAAACAAGGCACAGAAGGUGAAUAACCCUAUGAACAGUCAGGCUGAUGGCCCAACGAAGAACGAUAAAGAGGAGGCCCCAGCCAGCGAGGUGGGCUGGAUGACCUCAGUCAAAGACUGGGCGGGGGUCAUGAUCUCAGCACAGACCCUUACCGGCAGAGUUCUGGUGGUGUUGGUCUUUGCACUCAGCAUCGGAGCUCUGGGAAUAUACUUCAUAGAUUCUUCGGAUCCUAUAGAAUCUUGUCAGAAUUUCUACAAAGACUUCACGUUGCAAAUUGACAUGGCAUUCAACGUGUUCUUCUUACUCUACUUUGGCCUGCGCUUCAUAGCAGCCAAUGAUAAGCUGUGGUUCUGGUUGGAGGUGAACUCAGUGGUGGACUUCUUCACCGUACCGCCUGUGUUUGUGUCAGUGUAUUUGAACAGGAGCUGGCUGGGUCUGAGGUUUCUAAGAGCCUUGAGAUUGAUACAGUUCUCAGAAAUUUUACAGUUUUUGAAUAUCUUAAAAACAAGUAAUUCCAUCAAGCUGGUGAACCUGUGUUCCAUCUUCAUAAGCACAUGGCUCACUGCUGCAGGAUUCAUUCAUCUGGUGGAAAACUCAGGGGAUCCAUGGGAAAACUUCCAAAACUCUCAACCGCUCUCAUAUUGGGAAUGUGUGUACUUAUUAAUGGUCACUAUGUCCACGGUGGGAUAUGGAGACGUCUAUGCAAGAACCACUCUUGGACGCCUUUUCAUGGUCUUCUUCAUUCUUGGUGGCCUGGCCAUGUUUGCCAGCUACGUCCCUGAAAUCAUAGAGUUAAUAGGAAACCGCAAGAAAUAUGGUGGUUCCUAUAGUGCGGUAAAUGGCAGAAAGCACAUUGUGGUCUGUGGUCAUAUCACGCUCGAAAGUGUUUCCAACUUCCUUAAAGACUUCCUACACAAGGACAGGGAUGAUGUCAAUGUAGAAAUUGUUUUUCUUCAUAAUAUUUCCCCUAAUCUUGAGCUGGAAGCCUUGUUCAAACGUCACUUCACUCAGGUGGAAUUCUAUCAAGGAUCGGUCCUCAACCCACAUGAUCUAGCAAGAGUGAAGAUCGAGUCAGCGGAUGCCUGCUUGAUUCUUGCAAACAAAUACUGUGCAGACCCCGAUGCUGAAGAUGCCUCUAAUAUCAUGAGAGUAAUAUCUAUAAAGAACUACCAUCCAAAGAUCAGAAUAAUCACUCAAAUGUUGCAGUACCACAACAAGGCCCAUCUGCUAAACAUUCCCAGCUGGAACUGGAAGGAGGGUGAUGAUGCGAUCUGCCUGGCCGAGCUGAAGGCAGGCUUCAUAGCCCAGAGCUGCCUGGCACAGGGCCUGUCCACCAUGCUCGCCAACCUUUUCUCCAUGAGGUCAUACAUCAAGAUUGAGGAGGACACAUGGCAGAAGUAUUAUCUGGAGGGAGUGGCCAAUGAAAUGUACACUGAGUACCUGUCCAGUGCCUUUGUGGGGCUUUCAUUUCCUACAGUUUGUGAGCUGUGCUAUGUGAAGCUCAAGUUGUUGUUGAUCGCUAUUGAGUACAAGUCAGAGCAGAGGGAAAGCAGAAGCAGAAAGCGUAUUCUGAUCAACCCGGGAAAUCACGUUAAGAUGCAGGAGGGGACUUUGGGAUUCUUUAUCGCUAGUGAUGCCAAAGAGGUGAAAAGAGCAUUUUUCUACUGCAAAGCAUGUCAUGAUGACAUCACAGAUCCCAAAAGGAUUAAAAAGUGUGGCUGCAAGAGAAUGACAUAUUCCAAGAUGUCCGUCUACAAGCGAAUGAAACUGGCAUGUUGUUUUGAUUGCGGGCGCUCUCAGCACGACUGCUCGUGCAUGUCAGGCAGUGUACAUAGUAACAUGGACAGUCUUCAGAGGGCCUUCCCACUUUCUUCUGUCUCUGUUCAUGAUUGCUCAACCAGUUUACGUGCCUCCAAAUACAAGUUUAACGGAUAUGUCAGAUCACUCGAAGAUGAGCAUCCGUCAACACUGUCACCCAAAAAGAAGCAACGCAACGGAGGCAUGCGGAAUUCACCCAACUGCUCACCCAAAAUGAUGAGACAUGACCCUCUGCUCAUUCCGGGAAAUGAGCAGAUUGAGAACAUGGAUGCUAAUGUGAAAAGAUACGACUCUACUGGAAUGUUUCACUGGUGUCCAUCCAAAGAAAUUGAGAAGGUCAUUCUGACACGCAGCGAGGCCUCCAUGACGGUUUUAAGUGGACAUGUAGUAGUCUGUAUAUUUGGAGAUGUCACGUCAGCUUUAGUGGGGCUUCGAAACUUGGUGAUGCCUUUGAGAGCAAGCAACUUCCAUUACCACGAGCUAAAGCCCAUCGUAUUUGUGGGCUCAUUAGAUUAUCUGAGAAGAGAGUGGGAAACCCUUCACAACUUCCCCAAAGUCUCCAUCUUACCUGGUACACCAUUAAGUCGAGCUGAUUUAAGGGCCGUCAACAUCAACCUCUGUGACAUGUGCGUUAUCCUGUCAGCCAAUCAGAACAAUAUCGACGAUGCUUCACUGCAGGACAAGGAAUGCAUCUUGGCAACUCUUAACAUCAAAUCUAUGCAGUUUGAUGACAGCAUUGGGGUCUUGCAGGCUAAUUCCCAAGGUUUCACACCUCCGGGGAUGGAUAGGUCAUCUCCAGAUAACAGUCCAGUGCAUGGCUUAGUGCGGCAGGCAUCCAUCACCACGGGAUCAAACAUCCCGAUCAUAACUGAACUUGCUAAGCCUGGCAAACUACUGCCUUUGGUUUCAUUCAGUCAGGAAAAAAACAGUGGAACCAACAUACAAAUGAUAACAGAACUGGUGAAUGACUCCAACGUUCAGUUUUUGGACCAAGACGAUGAUGACGACCCAGAUACGGAGCUGUAUCUGACCCAGCCGUUUGCCUGCGGUACCGCGUUUGCCAUCAGCGUGUUGGACUCCCUGAUGAGUGCGACAUACUUCAAUGAUAAUAUCCUCACCCUGAUCCGGACGCUGGUCACAGGAGGCGCCACUCCGGAGCUGGAGGCCCUGCUGGCUGAGGAGAACGCGCUGAGAGGUGGCUACAGCACGCCGCAGACGCUGGCUAACAGGGACAGGUGUCGGGUCGCCCAGCUGGCCCUCUACGAUGGGCCCUUCGCAGACUUGGGGGAUGGUGGUUGCUACGGAGACUUAUUUUGUAAAGCAUUAAAAACAUACAACAUGCUGUGCUUUGGAAUCUAUAGAUUGCGAGAUGCACAUUUAAGUACACCAGGCCAGUGCACAAAAAGGUAUGUCAUCACAAACCCACCUUAUGAGUUUGAACUGGUGCCCACGGACCUGAUCUUCUGUCUGAUGCAGUUUGACCACAAUGCGGGCCAGUCCCGAGCGAGCCUGUCCCACUCCUCCCAUUCCUCUCAUUCAUCCAGCAAGAAGAGCUCGUCUGUUCACUCCAUCCCCGCCACGAACCGGCAGAACCGCAGCAGCAAAGCACGUGAAGCCCGUGACAAACAGAAUGCAACAAGGAUGAAUAGAAUGGGCCCAGAAAAGAGAUGGUUUACAGAUGAAGCAGAAAACGCAUACCCAAAGAACAUUCAAAUCAAGCCCAUGAGCACUCACAUGGCCAACCAAGUCAAUCAGUACAAAUCCACUAGCAGUCUGAUUCCACCUAUCCGAGAAGUCGAAGAUGAAUGCUGAACGAAUCCCCGGCCUUUACCGUUAUGGAGGGACGUGGGUCAUCCUGCUGUAAAAGAUGAGCACUAAUCGCGAAACCAUGACUGAGAUGAUGGCGACACAUUGUUCUUCCUUUGUUCAACUCGAGGGUUUGAAGCGAUUGAGAACUGGAAGGGACUUCCUAUGUCUAUACCUUUAAUGUUACUUCCAUACAUUUAUAUAUGUAUACAUAGUGAUGUACAUAAUGACAAUCAAGUAAGGAUUGUACAGCCCCUAACACUUUUUUAAAUUGUUAACGGCAAACAAAAA
Messenger RNA from Sinocyclocheilus rhinocerous, 4210 nucleotides. RefSeq names its product calcium-activated potassium channel subunit alpha-1-like. Gene Ontology annotation, cellular component: postsynaptic membrane. The record is from RefSeq and is a predicted model, not a curated record. Gene Ontology annotation, molecular function: large conductance calcium-activated potassium channel activity. Gene Ontology annotation, biological process: potassium ion transmembrane transport. The transcript is spliced from 34 exons. Bases 20 to 3925 code for a protein of 1301 amino acids. Lineage: Eukaryota; Metazoa; Chordata; Actinopteri; Cypriniformes; Cyprinidae.